AUGGAGAAUCUCAUCGAGAAUUUCGAGCGGCUGUAUGGUGUGAAGCCUCAAUUGAAAGUAAGAUGUCCUGGGCGAGUCAACUUGAUAGGUAAGAUUUAGUUAAUAUUUUCGAAUAAAUCUAUGGAAUGAGCCUACGCGUCUGAGCUGAGCAAAAAUGAUUUUAAUUAGCUUUUUUUUUCGGAUUUUCAUUGAUGCUUUGGGAAAACUGAGGUUGCAUACAUGUAAUAGGAAAUAAAUUUACCUACAUUCUUGAAAUAGGAAAGUUUCUUGAGAAGAAUAUUUUUACAUAUAAAUUCUUUAUCCCAUUCUCGGAGCUUCACACAAAGCAAACUACAUUAAUAAAUAUCAAGUUUAAAUCAUUCGAAGCAAGUUCAAGGCAUUUUCUUAUAUCAGGAAAAUAAAGAAAAAGCCGUUUUCAUUUUUACGCAAGCUCUCGUAUAGUCCGUGUGCCACAACUUGGAAUUUCACUGAACGACAUUCCGCUGUUCCUCUGCGUGCGGUCGCGAAGCGUCUUCGCCUUAAAAAAACACGGUUGCACUUCUAAUUUUUUUCUUUUAUUUCAGUACUUGAUUUUUACGUGUGAAAAAGUCUAUCUACCAGCAAUGAUAACCGGAAAAUAGCGCUACCGAAGCUCGCAAAGGCAAAAACGCUUCGCGGCCGCACACAGCGGAACAGCGGAAUGUCGUUCGGGGAAAUUCCAAGUCGUGGCACACUGACUAUAAAACGCGUUUCGCACGAUUUUAUGGGAGAUUGUGCGUCAGGCUGAGCGGGGCCGACCCGGGUUUUGAGUAUCAUUUUUUGCGAAGAAGCCUAUACGCGAGCUUGGGCCAGGCUUCGAAUGAAAAUUUUAGAUUCGAUCAAAUGUUCUUUCAUUCUUAAUCAAAAAUUUCCUUAGAAAAUUUCACUUUUCAAAUAAUAGUUUCUCUUGAAUUUCAAGAGAAUUUUUUUCCCGAAAAACUGUUACCUUUCUAGGUGAACACAUCGACUACCAUGGAUACAGUGUUUUGCCUAUGGCCACCACGGUUUCUACUACGGUUCUUGCCGCGAGAAAUUCUGAGAACUGCUUGAAAAUCGCGAACGUUGAUGAGAAAUACAAGUUCGUAAAAUGCUUCGAUUUUUCGACUUGGAAUGCUCAGAAGUGCGACAAUUGAACUUCCGAGCGCAUGGAACGGCGCCUCGCCGCCACAAUGGCACGACUACGUUCUCUGUGGCUGGAAAGGGGUCAUCGAAAAAAUGAACUACGAAAGCGUCGGCAUCUUCUUGUUGUUUGCCGGUAGGCCUCGCAUAAAUCUCUAAGCUACUUAGCUUUAGGCGACAUUCCUGAAUCGUCUGGCCUCUCGUCCAGCUCGUCCAUUGUUUGUGCUUCUGCCUUGGUCACACUCGCCAUCCACGAACCACAAAAAGACAUUUUCGAUGUGUGGUCAAGGUUGUUCGAAAAAAAAAACUGUUUUGGAGUUCUACAAUUUUCUAGAGAACAGUUGGCAGAGAUUUGCGCAAAAAGCGAGCAAUACGUCGGCACUCAGGGCGGUGGAAUGGAUCAAGCAGCAGAGGUUUUCGGGCAAAUAUUUCAAUUUCCAAAUGUUUGGAAGUGGCUCAAGAAUGUUCUAGCUAGCGAAAAACUUCGAGAAAACGCCAAAAACUUUUCUUAACAAGCCGUAUUUGAAAAUUUCUGACAUAAUACUGUCCAAAGAAAUGCACAAGAAGUUCGCAUUUGCAAAAUUGAUUUAUUUAACAAGGUCGGUCCAUAUAGAGAGAAACUUUACUGAAACCGCAUGAAUUCACACCUUAUCGAUGGAAUUCACACCAAAAAAGGUAUCCAAAGUUUUUUUUUUCCAAGUUUCUUGAGCUUAUGAAGAAAUCUGCUGAUGCAAACUAAAUUUAUGACUCUUUUUUUCUGACCUACCCGUUGCUGGGUUCAAUAUCAAUUAACUGAAAGAAAAUUAUUCGGAGUUACUUGAAUAAUCUAUUCAUAGAUGCCGAACCUACAUCGAUUUUUAGAUGUCUCACUAAUUUUAACCCAAUCUAUAUACAAAAUUUAUACUCUAAUCUCACCUUUCAAUACGGGAAACAUUUAUUGUACGAAAGGAUUGAUUUAGGUUUUGGCAAAAGAAGGUAGCGCCCUGAAAAUUAACUUCAAUCCUCUCUCCUGUGAGCGAAUCAGUUUACCUGAAAGCGCCGUGUUCGUUGUUGCGCAUUCCGGCGCGACUCUAAACAAAGCUGCCACCUCACAGUUCAAUGAACGUGUGGUAGAGGGGAGAAUCGUUGCAAAGGUAAAUUUUUGUUUUCUCCUCGUUAGAAACUUUUUCGGUUCAGUUGCUCUUGAAGUAUUUCGACUGUGAUUGCUCGUCGUUGAGAUUGAAAGACGUCCAAAAAGCUUGCGAUAUAUCUUUCGAAGAAGCUCUGAAAACGGUGGAGACGUUUCCCGAAACCGUCAGUCGCGAGGACGUCGUGGAAGCCAUUGGAGAAGAGAACUUACAGAAGUGUUUGAGCGCAAACACUCAAAAUAGUUUUUUUUUUUCGUUCAAUGCAAAUUGAAAAGUGAAAUGUUUCAGUGAGAACGUUCUCCAUCAGGUCCCGCGGUCGACACGUUUUCAGUGAAGCUCGCCGAGUUGAGCAGUUUGCCGAGGCUUGCAGAUCCAACGACAUCGAUGCGAUGGGCAAGCUAAUGUCUGAAAGUCAUAUCAGUUGUUCGAAGGUACCUAUUCGAGUAAUCAAUUCGAGGGUCAAAAGAACUUCAGGACUACGAAUGCAGCUGUUCGGAGCUGGACGACCUCACCAAGAAGUAUGUUGAUGGCGGAGCUGUUGGCGCUCGUUUGACCGGUGCCGGCUGGGGCGGCUGUAUUGUCGCCCUGUUCAAAUCAUCAACAUUCAUUGAUUUCGAUUACCUCUCUCCUCUGUUCGUCUCCAAACCAUCCUCUGGAAUUCAAGUUCAAAGACUACAAUAG
Caenorhabditis auriculariae is the source of this 2945-nucleotide messenger RNA. The record is from the annotation of a GenBank genome assembly. NCBI's taxonomy places the organism in Eukaryota, Metazoa, Nematoda, Chromadorea, Rhabditida, Rhabditidae.